AUGGCCCGCUCGCACAUUGCCGUCGCUUUGGGCGCCGCCCUACUUGCUUCUUUGAUCAUUGGCCAACUCGUCAUCAACUUGGGAUUCCCUUCGGUCGACUUUUGGCAUGCGCGCCUAGACCAAACCUACACUGGCGCUCAGCAGGACUCGUUCUUCAGUGAGAAGCAGGAUGACGGUCCCGCCGCCCAAGAUGCGUCGUCGUACCUCAUCGGUGUUGGCAAAGGAGACAUUACCGGCCCUGUUGUCGAGCUCAACUUGAUGGGCUAUGCCAACUCAUCGCAAAAAGGAACUGGACUGCGCCAGCGCAUUUACUCGCGCGCCUUCAUUAUUGGCAACCCAAGCGUAGCGAGCGAGAGAUUUGUGUACCUCGUCCUAGACACCCAGUCUGGAGACACUGCUAUUCGUAAUGGCAUCUUGGAGGGUCUCCAGGGAAUGGGCCCCGAAUAUUCCGUUUACACAAAGAACAAUGUAGCCGUGACAGGCACCCACAGCCAUGCUGGCCCGGGUGCUUGGUUGAACUAUCUCCUCCCACAAAUCACCAGCCUUGGCUUUGACAAGCAGAGCUAUCAAGCCAUCGUUGACGGAACGCUGUUGUCGAUCAAGAGAGCACACGAAGGCCUGACGCUGGGAACCGUCAGUGCUGGCAGCGCCAAAAUUGCCAAUGCAAACAUCAACCGCAGUCUCUUUGCUUAUCUUGCCAACCCACAGGCUGAGCGCGACCGUUACACGGACGAUGUAGACAAGACCAUGACGUUGCUCAAGUUUACGCGGGCCAGCGAUGGAAAGAAUAUUGGUGUCUUGAACUGGUUCCCGACCCAUGGUACCAGCUUGCUUGGCAACCAAACGCUCAUCGCUGGAGACAACAAGGGUGUCGCCGCAUAUCUCUUCGAGCAAGAUAUGGAGGCAAGCGCAAAUGCCGCCCAGGGCUUUGUCGCAGGCUUUUCACAGGCCAACGUCGGUGACACGACUCCCAACGUUCUUGGUGCUUACUGCGAAGAUGGAACCGGCUCGCAGUGCAGACUAAACGACAGUACUUGCGGAGGCAAGAGUCAGGACUGUCAUGGUCGUGGCCCAUACUAUGGCCUCAACGACGGUGGCCACAAGUCUUGUUACGAAAUCGGCAAGCGUCAAUAUCAAGGGGCCAAGGGCAUUUACGAGUCGGCUUCCUUCACAGCCAUCUCCGGCAGCAUUCGCUCUUUCCACACUUUUGUCGACUUCUCCAACUUUACCUUCACAUUGAGCAAUGGAUCCACAGUCCAUACAUGUCCUGCGGCAAUGGGUAACUCAUUCGCCGCUGGAACUUCUGAUGGACCUGGUGCGUUUGACUUUGUCCAAAACGAUCCCGGCGCGCCCUCGAAUCCCUUCUGGAACAUCGUCGGCAGCGCCAUUUCUCCACCAAGCAAGGAGCAAAGGGAAUGCCAAUACCCAAAGCCCGUCUUACUGAAUGUUGGUCAGGCAACCGUGCCUUACCUUUGGUCCCCCAACAUUGUUGACAUCCAGCUACUUCGCGUUGGUCAAUUUGUCAUUAUUGUUUCACCCGGUGAAGCAACCACCAUGUCUGGUCGCCGCUGGCGUGAAGCAGUUCACAACGCUGUUGUCUCAUCAAACAUUGCUUCGUCGCCCAUUGUCGUGCUCGGUGGGCCAGGAAACACAUACACGCACUACAUUGCCACCGAGGAAGAGUACAGCAUCCAGCGCUACGAGGGUGCGUCCACGCUUUACGGCCCACAUACGCUAAACGCUUUCAUCAACUCCACCUUGACAUACCUACCCUACAUUUCCGAUGGAUCAAGGAGCGCUCCUCCACCCGGCCCAUCGCCUCCAGAUCACCGCGACAAGAGCAUCUCGCUCAUCACCGGUGUCGUCUACGACGGUGCAGGCAUUGGCCGCUCGUUUGGCCAAGUUACAAAAGACGUUGUAUCCAGCUACGCUCGCGGCGCCCUGGUCAGCGCCACUUUUGUUGGCGCCAACCCGCGCAACAACCUCCGUCUCGAAGGCACCUUUGCUUCUGUGGAAAAACAGGCAGCCGACGGUACGUGGACGCAGGUCAAGAACGACGAAGACUGGGAGUUGGUCUACGAGUGGAAGCGCGUCAACGGCCUGACGGGUACGAGUGACGUUACUAUUACGUGGGACACGGGUCUCACGGCACCGGCGGCGGGGACGUAUCGCAUCAAGUAUAACGGUGAUGCCAAGAAGGUUGGUGGUAGCAUUGAGGCCUUCGAGGGCAAGAGUGCUGCAUUCAACUUGGUGUAG
This is a messenger RNA of Bipolaris victoriae FI3, 2256 nucleotides long. RefSeq lists its product as hypothetical. The transcript is spliced from 2 exons. Gene Ontology annotation, molecular function: N-acylsphingosine amidohydrolase activity. Gene Ontology annotation, cellular component: extracellular region. Bases 1 to 2256 code for a protein of 751 amino acids. Lineage: Eukaryota; Fungi; Ascomycota; Dothideomycetes; Pleosporales; Pleosporaceae. The record is from RefSeq and is a predicted model, not a curated record. Gene Ontology annotation, biological process: sphingosine biosynthetic process; long-chain fatty acid biosynthetic process; ceramide catabolic process.